GGUUUUUCGCUGGGAAUCCCCUGGGAAUCCCUUGGGAAUCCCGUGGCCAUGUUGCGCCCUGCCAUCCUUCGGGGGUGGCAUGUCUUUGGCGCGCCUUCGCGGAAUGUGGCAGUGAGAUGUGGAACUCCGAUUGGUGAGCUGCUGAAGCAGCUGGAGCACUGGGCGCAGCAGGCCUUUGAAAACAGCGAUCAGUUGAAGCACCCAGACCCGGAGUGGCGCUUGCCCGAAGCGUUGCUGGAAGAGGUGGUGCUGGAAUUGAGUGGCCGCACAGCUGAGCUGAGUGUUGUGCAGAAACGUGACUUGUGCAGCUACUGCAUCCAGCUGCAACUACGACUGCCAAAGGCCCUUCAAGAUGCGCUGUUGCAGCCACCCAUCAGCGACACCUUUGCGGCGGAGCUGCUGUGUGCCCUGUGUGCCUUGCAGCAUCGCAGGGCCGAGCGCUGGAAUCUGCUGCGAGUCCGUGCUGGCGGCGCCUGGUCAAGGGGCCAACUGUGGAAGGUGGUGAGGUACGUGGCGCAAGAGGUGCCACUGCAUCAUCGCCACUUUCACGGCCAGUUGCUGCGAGAAGCCCUCAGCUCGGCAUCGCGUCCGGGGGACAGCAUCAGCUUGGGACGCUACGUGCUGUUCCUCCGUUUGUGUGGCUUUGACUUGCAGAGCAUGCCACUGGAGCAGCUUCAUCGCCUCCAUGAGCUUCUGAGGCUCAGCCGCAGAUCUGCCGUUAGCGGAGCUUCGACAGUGCGCCUGGCGGAUUUGCGGGCAUCGAUGACCAGCAGUACUUUGGAGAAGGACGUCGUGCGAGUGCUGCGCGCCAGACGUCGCGCAGGUGGCGAUGGUGAGAUCCUGCUGCAGCAGAAGGUCGCGAAUUUCUUUGAGCUCGACAUUCUGAUAGGCGGUGCAAAAUGUGAUGCUUCCGUUGAAAGGACGCCCGCCAUGUGAAAGCCUCGUUGCGUGACCUGUGUGGUCUCGACAAGGACUAGCAGUGAAAAGGCGAA
Molecule: messenger RNA, 992 nt
Organism: Cladocopium goreaui
Lineage: Eukaryota; Dinophyceae; Suessiales; Symbiodiniaceae
Source: the annotation of a GenBank genome assembly